Molecule: messenger RNA, 3450 nt
Organism: Drechmeria coniospora
Lineage: Eukaryota; Fungi; Ascomycota; Sordariomycetes; Hypocreales; Ophiocordycipitaceae
Product: 75k gamma secalin
Exons: 5
Coding region: 1-3450 (1149 amino acids)
Biological process (GO): mitotic sister chromatid cohesion; maintenance of mitotic sister chromatid cohesion
Cellular component (GO): chromatin; SMC loading complex
Molecular function (GO): double-stranded DNA binding
Source: RefSeq, a predicted model, not a curated record
AUGGCCUAUCGAGGUACGGGCCAGGCCUCGUUCCCGGGGCAGCAUGAGCAGCAGGGAAUGUACGCCGGCUAUCAGCAGCAGCCGCCGCCGCCGCAGCAGCAGCAUGUCCAGCCGCAGGGUGGCCCUGUGCGGCGGCCGUCGCAGAUGAUGCAGCCGUCACCGACGCAGAUGAUGCAGCCGAUGUCACCGUUGUCGCCGCAAAACCUGUAUCCCAGUGGUGCCAGGGACGAGCAGCUAUUCGCCUCCGGGCUGCCGGUCCAGCGACUGCCGCAGGGACAGUACGUACAGCAGCACCCGAACCAGCCGUAUCAGCAACUAUCGCCAACCCAACAGCAUCAGCCGCACCAGCAGCACCAGCAGCAGAUGGCGGCACGGUACGGCAUGAGAAUGAACGAGUUUCAAAUCUACGAUGCCGAUACCGCAGCUUUUGCACCCCUCCCACAACAGCAACGGCAACAGCAGCAGCAACACCAACCGCAACAGCAGCAGCAGCACCACCAACAACAGCAGCAGCAACAAACCAUGCAAUUUCCUGUCGGUCAGCAACAACACCAAAUGCAGCAGGCGCACUUUCAUCAGCAGACGUCAUCGAAUCCCUUCAUGGCUGCCGGCAUCAUGUCACAGCAACAGGUCCAGCGCCAGCCAUCGCGUCCCAUGAUCGUUCCCCCCCAAAAUCUGCAGCAGCAGCACCAGCAGCAGCAGCACCAGCUGGCAUUCGGGAGCCCCGGACCUUCCCCCCAAAUGCACCACCAAUCCUCACCUCAGCCUCAGCCUCGUCGUACCCCUUCUCUGACUCCUACCCUUGCCACAAAGUCUACGCCAACGCCUAGGCCUCGUCCCUCCCUCUCCCAUCCGCACCAGCAGCCAGCUCCCAAGCAACGACAGCUGUCGACUCCUCAGGCCCAGUUCCAGUCCCUCCAGUCCCCGACCUUGCCGCAACAGCAACAGCAUCAGCAACAGCAACAGCAGCAGCAGCAGCAGCAGCAGCAACAGCAACCACAACGCCCACCGGCACCUCCGCAACAGCCGCAGCCGACCCGGAUUCCCGAAACGCAGACGCAGGUGCCAAACCCCGAACCGACCGAGGCGCUCGCCGAGCAGCAGCAGCCACUGCCGGUCCCUACAGCGGAGCCCGUGCAGGAGCUGCAGUUUGUGAACCCCCUCGACAUUCUUCAAGCACCGCCGCCGCCGUCGCUCCCGCCCACGCUCCCCCUUCCGCCGCCCCUUCCGCUCCCCGUCAUGGGCAACGGCCACGGCUCCAUGUCACUGCCGCCGGUGCCGACCCCGGAGCAAGCCUCGCAGCAGGUCCCGGGACAGGAGGCACCCGACGCCACCGAUGUCAAGCCCCGGCUUCCGAUGCCAACCUCGGCCAGGCCGUCCCCCCUUCCUCCGCCUUCGAGGACCAUUCCACCCCCCAGAAAGACCGAUCCGAGGCCGGAGCCGACGCGGAUAAAGUCCAGCCCGCAUUCUUCCGUCUCCAACUCUCCCGCCCUGUCUGCGCGCUCGCCAAGUAUCGCGAAAAAGUCUCCCGCCAUCCCAUCGAACCCACGACCGAUCGACACCGGGCCCAUCAUGGUGGCCAUCGCCGAGGAGUGUCUCGAAAAGGCCCGCCGCUCCGUCCAUGACGUUGCCAUGUCCCUCCAUCCCGAGACGGUGGACGAGUAUCAGAAGCUGAUAGCGACGAGCUUGUCGUGUCUGGAGGCUACUCUGCAGGAUAGCCGCCUGUCGCCGCGAGAGGAAGCUCGCCUGCGGUUGCGAUAUGCCACCACGAUGCAGGAGGAGACGGAAAACCUGAUGGAGGCCGAGAUGGCGCUGGGUAAAGGGAUCACGCUCUGCGAAAAGCAUCGCUUGAUCGACUUGAAAUACUGCAUGCAGUACCUCAUGCUCAAGGUCCUCUUCCACCGGAACCACAAAGCUGCCCUCAAAGCCAUCGACGGCAACAUCUCCGACUGCGAAGUUUUCAAGCAUGUCCAGUGGUACUAUGCCUUCCGCUUGCUCAAGGCCACGUUCUACAUGGAAAUGGGCAUCGCCUCCGACGCCAGCGCCCUCGAGAACAUGCGAUCUCUGCAGAACAUCGCAAACACGAGGGGCGACAACGCACUCAGCCUCCUCUCCUCCGUCCUCGAGGGGCUAGCCCUUCUCAAGACCUCAAAGGAUGGCAGUAUGGAACGGAUCCAAUCGUGCAUCGCCCAGGCUGCCAAGUUCCAGUUCGACCCCUCGGUCAAGAUCAUGCAGCUCGACGUCCUCACCCUCCUGCUCGACUUCGCCUCGAGCCUGCACCACCAGAGCCCGGAGAGCACGGCACAGAAGCUACGGCUGCUGCAGCAGAGGCUCGAUGACUGCGACGACUGGAACAACGUGCAGGCCGAGUUUUUGGUGCCCAUCAAGAAGCAACCGUCCAACGCGAAGACGGUGAGCGCGGAUACGGCAUCCAUCGUGAGACCGGCCGAGGGAGACUCCAGCUUCGACUACCUAGUCAUGUCCUUUAUGACCAAGAUUGAGCUCCGGUCCCUGGUAUUCACAUUCAGCGGCCUCGCGAAUCUGCACAAGCCAUCAUCGCAGGGUCCUCGGUCGACAGAGUUCUGGCGCGAGGGACUCAAGAUGCUCGAUAGCUGGGAUUCUUCCACGGCGGGCAUUUCGUACGGUCCACCCGUCUCGUUGUCUGCUGCUGUCCGGCAGAGAGCCUGGCGCACCGAGGCGCAGGCCUACCUCAACCUUCUCCUCGGCCUCAUGGCGGCAAGCCAGUGCAAAUGGACCACGGUCAAGCAGAUUCUGGACAGGCUGGAUGGUCUCAUCACGUCGGCAACGCAGACGACAGUCAGAUUGCUCUCUACGUAUCUAGCUGGAGUCUAUCGCCAAGGCACCGGUGACCUCCAGGGCGCCCUUGUCGUCUUCCUCGACGGCUGUUUUGCCGUCCCCCAAGAAUCCGCAAGCAUCAGGGCAGGCCAGCAGGAGAUUGCCUUGCUCACCGGCCUCAACCGACUGUGGAUCAUGCAGCACCCGUCCUGCCGCAACGACCAGGAGACGCAGGACCUCAUCGAACACCUGCAGCCGUACUGCAAUGGCCACUGGAACAUUGACCUCCGGACCGCCUGGCACAAUGUCGUGGCCGCGUUGGAAACGGAGCCGCCGCAACAGCUUAACCAGCAGAAGCAGCACAUACACACCGCCAUGGCCGGCUCCAAGAUAACGAACAACAUCCUCGGGGCGGCCGUGACCCUUUGCAUAAUGCGGAGUCGGUUCUUUGAAAACGUCAUCGGCGAACAGGCGCUCAAGAGCGCGCGCGCUGCGUCGAAGCAGGCGCAACGAAGCGGCAACAUGCUCUGGCAGAGCGUUGCCGACGGCAUGCUCGCCCACUCGUACGAGGUACAGGGCCAGCGGGACGAGUCGCGACAGGAGUGGGAAAAGGCAACGAGGGAAGCGAAGGAUGCAUUUGUUGGGGGUAGUUGA